Lampris incognitus (smalleye Pacific opah) is the source of this 1462-nucleotide messenger RNA. It is a transcript of the gene tfpt, whose product is annotated as TCF3 (E2A) fusion partner. Bases 255 to 854 code for a protein of 199 amino acids. The transcript has 7 exons. Lineage: Eukaryota; Metazoa; Chordata; Actinopteri; Lampriformes; Lampridae. Gene Ontology annotation, cellular component: Ino80 complex. The record is from RefSeq and is a predicted model, not a curated record. Gene Ontology annotation, biological process: apoptotic process; apoptotic signaling pathway; positive regulation of apoptotic process. Gene Ontology annotation, molecular function: DNA binding.
ACGAAGAAGAAGAGGAGGAAGCAGUGUUCAUCAGUGUGAAUUUUGUCUAUUAAAGCCGUCAGAGUGGUUUCCGGUCUAUAAAGCGGCCGCGGCUGUUUUCUUCACAUGCAGCCGUGACUCGCGGUACUCCGGGUGAUUAGCUCGUCUGUCGGGACGGACGUGCCUCAUGUGAUUGUGAGGUUUGAAGACGCGGUAGGGGAGGAAGAUACAGUCCAGGAAGCAGCGUCGCUGGGUAACUGGAUAAGCUCCCAAACAUGAUGGAGGAUUUCUCCGGUUUGGACCUGCCACCUCUCUUUGGAGGGCACAUCCUGGAAGCAGAGUUGGAACCUGGUGGUGUUGAGCUUGGCCCAGGGGAGGUGGAGCAAGGCCCUGGAAACAGAGAGCUCUUGGAAAGUGGAGGGCAAGACGAUGAAGAGAGGAGAGCACUUAAUAAAAGAAAAUACAUAGCUCUGAGUAAGAGAUGUAAAGAAAUCGAACAGGUGAAUCAAAAGAUCCUUUGUCGCCUUCACCAAAUACAAAGAUUAACACGACGCAUGAAGAAAGAAAGACGGUUUCUCAUGAAGACCCUUGAUGCUCAUGGUGAUGACUACAGAACUGCACAGCUCACUAUAGUGCUUGAGGAUGAGUCCGGCACCCAUUUAGAUUCUGCUCCCGGUGGAGAGGAUGACAGGCCGAAUGGUGCAUCAGGCUCCUCCUCCUCUGCUGCAUUCCAUCAUGUGGCUGGACCAAAGAAGAGGAGACAUCGAAUUCCAAAGCAGGAGAAAGAUAAAGAUCAGCAGAAUGAACCAGAUAUGCCGAUGUUGGCUGAGACACAGUUUGGAGAAUUGCCCAGCCCAACCUCUUUGUCUCACUGACAAAGAUACUGCUCCAAAUGUCCUGCUAUCACAAGAUAUAGUGAACAGAUCUGCUCAGUAGAUAUGGUGCCAUUCUUCCAGCUGAGCUUUGAUUUAUAUUUUGUAUUAUAUGUAGUUGCACUUGACCAGUGCUUCAAGUUUGAAUUAAUGGAGGUAAUUUAAUUCUUUUAUGUAUAUAUUUUGUAUGUAUUUACUAUAUUAUUGUUAUUUUGUACUGAGUUGAUAACAGCGUAGUAUUACACUAAGUAGCAAAUGCAAGUACAAAUUGUUGCUGAUGUGCCUGUUUGAUCAAAAUUUGUCAAUCCAAUUUUUGUCCCAACCAGUUUAUUAAGGGCCUGGAGAACGCAACCGUGGAUCUUAUUCCUGAUUACUUGUUGGUUAUUAAAUCUCAAAAAGCAGCUCCUAAUCCAACAUCCAUUAUUAAUGUGAGAAUAUUAUCAACUAUACCUUUGGCAUUAGGCUGCAAAAGUGAAAAGUCAAGCAAUUUUAGAGCUGAUCUGAAAUGGGCCCGAAUCUGAUCCUGACAUGCAGAACAAGGCAUUUACCAAGCAGUCAACCAAAUGAGUUUGCUGUUUUAUGGAAUAUGUUAGAAUAAAUUGUCAAUUUUA